Entamoeba histolytica HM-1:IMSS is the source of this 789-nucleotide messenger RNA. RefSeq names its product ser/thr protein phosphatase family protein. The transcript has a single exon. Bases 1 to 789 code for a protein of 262 amino acids. Gene Ontology annotation, molecular function: hydrolase activity. The record is from RefSeq and is a predicted model, not a curated record. NCBI's taxonomy places the organism in Eukaryota, Evosea, Mastigamoebida, Endamoebidae.
AUGGAAAAUAUACAAUUUAUCUCUGAUUUACACCUUGAUGAACCUUUUUGCUCUGAAUAUUUCCAGUCACACCCAAUUGAUGUCAUGGCUAAAUACCUUGUUAUUGGUGGUGAUUUGUGUGACCAUGAUUCUUUAAAUAAUGUUCAAUGGUUUUUUGAUUGGUGCAGUUUGAAUUAUGAACAAACAUACAUUCUUUAUGGUAAUCAUGAUUGUUUUGGCAUAACCAAUUUAGAACAAUUACUGAAUGGUUGGAAUGAAAAUAUCCGUUCAAAUGUUCAUUAUGUAAACAACUCUAGCAUACUAAUAAAUUCAACAGAGAUAUUCUUUACUACGUUAUGGAGUGAAUUAGAUAUCAAUGACAAACAAUACUUAUUAAAUAAAGCAGUAGAUUUUGAUAAGAUUAAAUACAACACCUCUACUCCACUUUCAUUUGAACUUUAUAACCAUGCUCACACCAUUUGUAGAAAUUGGUUAAAAGAAAAAAUACACAACUCUAAAGCCCAACACAAAAUUGUAUUUUCUCAUCAUUGUCCAACAACGUCAUUGUCUCCAAAAAAAGACUCUCUAUUCAGUCUGUUUAGAAGUAAUGAUGAAGAUUUGAUGAAAGGAGUUAAUCUUUGGGUUUAUGGACAUACUCAUUUUAACACACCUCCAAAAUGGUUUGAAGAAACAUUGUUAGUAUCCAAUCAAUUUGGUCAUUUUAAAGAGAAAGAUCAUACUGAUUGGGGUCCUCAACAAACAACUAAUUCUGUAUACCAGAAAGAAUUCAAAUCACUUUACAAAGAAUAA